This is a messenger RNA of Oryzias latipes (Japanese medaka), 5668 nucleotides long. It is a transcript of the gene adgrd1, whose product is annotated as adhesion G protein-coupled receptor D1. Gene Ontology annotation, biological process: adenylate cyclase-activating G protein-coupled receptor signaling pathway; cell surface receptor signaling pathway. NCBI's taxonomy places the organism in Eukaryota, Metazoa, Chordata, Actinopteri, Beloniformes, Adrianichthyidae. Gene Ontology annotation, cellular component: plasma membrane. Gene Ontology annotation, molecular function: G protein-coupled receptor activity. The record is from RefSeq and is a predicted model, not a curated record.
CUUGCUAUUACUAUAAUAAUUCUGCACCAACACAUGUUUAAAACUUGGUCAGACGUUUUAAAACAUGUGUUGGUGCAGAAUUAUAUAUGCAGAUUUUUUUUUACACCUUAUGCUGUGUUUACAUGUUUAGUUGGAACGCACAGUACAAACACUGCUCUCAUUUAUUCCCCGCGCAAUCUCCAUUUGCGCACGAAGUGACUCCUUUUACGCACACCUUUAACGCCCCUCCUUUGAGGGUCCAAACAUGACAUCACGCCAUGCAAUUCCCACGUUUUGUCCAGCGAGUCAGCGCGCCUUCACUGAUCUCCACUGGAGCAAGCAGUUUCAGCUGAAGGCACAGAAACUCAGAGAAAGCAGCUGUUAAAUUAGAAUCUUCCUCGCGGAUUAUAUCUUUUUUUUCUGGACGUUCGGCUUCGAAUUUUACCAUGACAGACCAACUUUUUGAGUUUUUCAAUCUCAUUCAGUAAGCUACACUUUUAAGAGCUUUACAUUGACCUAUUUUUCUUCUUUUUAUUUAUCUAUUUUUUCCUUUUUUUGUUAAACAAAGUUUCGGUCUGGACAUGUGAAUUGUUAAACAUGUCUUAGAACAAUGACCGUCUCCUCUUGGAUUUAUCUUGAGCUCUUAUAAGAAUUUGCACACAUUACAUUUCUUCACAGCCAUGGAAAUCUGUUUGCGCAUUCAGAUUUUUACAGCAAUUGUCUCCUACAUUAAGGUCUAUGCUCAUGUAGUGCCAAAUGGGAAGCAUCCAGGCCUGAAGGUGCUGGCCACCGCCUCACAUUAUUGGCCCCUUGAUGCAGUGGAAGGGAUCCAUGAACUGUGGGACCGGAUUGGAAACAGACCGGGUUUUAUUAACGGGAGUCACAUAACUCUCAGAAUCCACAACCACACUGUGCUCCCUUCUUCCCAUAACUCUUCCUAUGUGUAUACCAAUGACUCUGGCUACACUAACAUUUCUGCAAAAGUAGACAUUGUUGAAGGAAUGGUCAACAAAGGCAUCUUUCUUAAUGGUGAUAAUGGCGACACCUUUCUUCACUUUGGAAAUUACCAGAAUUCUUGCAUUAGUGAUCCUACAUUUUGUGGUCCCGAGGGCAUAACCCUUUCAUUCUUUUGGAAAAACCAAGAGGCUGAUUCCCGCUUUGCUGUGUCCUCUGGGGGGAAGGUUUUCUCAAAUGGCUUCUCAGUCUACAUCAACCCUUUAGUGGGAUUUGUGGAGUUUUACACGAGAGGGAACAACCACAGAUGGAAGGUCAGCAUAAAGGUUCCAGGACCAUAUUGGACACACAUUCUUUUUACUUGGACCAAGAGCGAUGGUCUAAAAGUCUAUAUUAAUGGGACCUUCACUGCUGAUGACCCGGUUGGCAGAGUAUCAGAAUAUUAUGGAGACCCCUAUUCUGACCUCGUCAUUGGGACUGGCAAUAAUGAGGAUUAUGGUCAUUAUGUUACCGGGGCCUUUGAUGAAUUUGUCAUCUGGGAAAGGGCCCUUUCCCCCCGUGAGAUCUUGCACUACUACAAUGCAGCCACAGGUCAGGCUUUUGCCCCGACUCUUGGAGACUCCGAAGAGGUGACUUCAACCGCUCCAACACCUAGAGCCACAGCAGUGACUCCUCCUGUCCUCAGCAGUCACGGUAAAGCUGCCCAAAGUUCUUGGGGCCUGGACACCAAGCCAGUUCUGGAUUUCCUCACGGGACUGUCCAAUAAGACCAUUUCUCACAGCACCGCCAACAACCUCACACAGGCCUUUCUCAAAAGUGUUGAAGAAGUACUGAGUUCUCCAGGAUUUCCAGAGCAGUCAACCCCUGUGGUCAGCGGUCUGAUCGAGACUGUGGACCAGGUGAUGGAACACAUGGUGACUAACUUGGAGCUGAGCCCGGUCGCUCCCAUCUCCUUAGGAGGAACAUCUUUUGUUGCAGAUUACUCUCUGAUGAAAUUUCCCAAACAUUUCAACCUGCCGCAUUACCGCUUUCCCACACAGGGGAAGAACUACAUCUCUGUCCCUGGGGAGGCCCUGACCAUGCAGUCUCAAACCACCAUUGUUGGCCUCUUCUACCACAUUGUGCAUAAGUACUACAAAGAGAUCAGUCCUGUCAAGACCAGGAUAAAUGAUGCUGUUGAUUUCAAGGAUCAUACAAUGGAGAUUGCAAGCCAUUUAAUCUCUCUAAAAGUGGAACCCGUACCAACCCUGUCAGUCAACCUGUCUGGAGCGCCACUCAUCAAGAUUGUCCUUACCCAUGUCUUGACUAACAAACAGCAGGACCAAGUACUGAACCAGAGCAAUAAAGUCUUCCUCUACUGCGCAUUUUUGGACUAUAGUUCUAAGGAGGGGGUGUGGUCUAAUGAGGGCUGUGUACGUUCAGAGGGCAACAUGUCAUAUUCUGUAUGUUUGUGUAACCACCUGACCAACUUUGCUAUCCUCAUGCAAGUUGUGCCCUUGAAGCUUACUACUAGCCACAUGAUGGCACUGUCAGUUAUAGGCUACGUUGGGUGCUCCAUUUCCAUUUUCUGCCUUGCCAUCACUCUGGUUACUUUUGCAGUUUUGUCAUCUGUUAGUACCAUGCGAAAUCAGCGCUACCACAUCCAUGCCAACCUGUCCUUCGCCAUCCUUGUGGCUCAGAUUUUACUGCUCAUCAGCGCUCGCUUUGAACCUGGCACGACACCCUGUAAGGUCAUGGCGAUCCUGCUUCACUUCUUCUUUCUGAGUGCCUUCGCUUGGAUGCUGGUGGAGGGUCUUCAUCUCUAUAGUAUGGUGGUGAAGGUGUUUGGAUCAGAGGGCAGCAAGCACUACUACUACUAUGUCAUUGGCUGGGGUUCUCCAUUCCUGAUCUGUGUCGUGUCCAUGACAUCAGCUCUAGGCAGUUAUGGUGAAAUUGAUAACUGCUGGCUUUCACUGAACAAAGGAGCCAUUUGGGCAUUUGUGGCACCUGCUCUUGUCGUCAUUGUGGUGAACAUUGGCAUUCUGAUAUCUGUGACCAGGAUCAUAUCUCGAAUCAGUGGGGAGAAUUACAAAGUCCAUGGUGAUGCCAAUGCAGCCAAGCUCACUGUCAAGGCUGUGGCUGUGCUCCUGCCAAUACUGGGUAUUUCCUGGAUCUUUGGUGUUCUCGCUGUGAACAUGCACUCUUUGCCAUUCCUAUACAUCUUUGCUAUAUUCAACUCAUUACAAGGGUUCUUUGUCUUCUUGUUUCACUGUCUUCUUAACUCUGAGGUCAGAGCUGCAUUCAAGCACAAAACCAAAGUUUGGUCUCUCACCAGCAGUUCCAUCCGAAACAUCAAUGUGAAACCAUUCCACUCGGAUAUUAUGAUUGGAAACAAGGAGGGUGUAACCCCCACUAAGAUGAACACAUGGGACAAAAGCACCAACUCAGCCAAUCGUUUUGACCUCUCCGCCAUGUGAACCAUUUCUCUUUGUAGCAGUUGAGUAAUCUGUGGCUAACUGGAGGGAAAUAUCCUCCCAUUGUGUUAUGAAAUUAGCUGUGUGCUCAUCAAACUCAAUACAACUUUUUUGAUGUGUACCUUGACCUUGUUGAACAGGCUAAAAACUGUCUUUUACUUUUUUAAUUAAAAAAAAUGUUUUCUUUCACAGAAAAGUUAUAGACAGGAGGACAUGAAAAAUAUCUACAAGAAAAUGUCUCUGUACCCUGAUAGACACUGUGUGUGACUGUUUUUCCCCAUUUAUCUAUUUCACAGCCCAUCUUUACACUUUAUGAAAGCUUGUUUCUUAUCAUGGAAAAGACUCAUAAAGCUCCAGAUGGUGUUUAAUAAACCAUAUUCCAUAAAAAAAUUGGUAACUAUAGAUAACUAUGUUCAAUGUAUUAAAUUUAUGCAACCUGUACACUUUUUAAAAGCAGUAUUACAGAUUUUCAAAAAAAAUCCUGUGAAAACCAAACAAAAUAUCUAAAGACAACUGAACCCUUCAUAUUAAAACAUGCUAGGAAAUCACUGAGGUUUAAUUUAGCAAGAAAACAAAAACCUCGUCAGAAAUGAAACCAAACAAUGAUAAACGUAAGAAAUACACAAAAAUAUAAUAAAUAAGGCUAAUGUAUCAAAUAAAUUCAUAAAAAGUUCAGACAACAGCCAAUUUAUGAUUUAGCCAUUUCAAAAAUGUUGCAGUAUUUUGUGAACUUUUACAAUCACAUGUAGGAACAUUACACAAACAGUUUAAAGAGCACCCUCUUAUUCAGCACCAUGACAAACAUCUUCAAAACAAUAAAACAUUUCUAUUCUGUUUGAGUGUUAACGCACAGAACACUGGUAUACAGUGGCUAGAUCUUCACUCCUUUUUGUUUGUGGGUAGAACUUGGUGUGAGGUGUUUGUGUUGUUUGCUGUGUCUGGUUUUUAUUGAAAUAUGGCAUUGUGUAAUAUUUAUAGAGCAUACAUUGUUCAUUAAGUGCCUAAAGGGUAUUUGUUUGAGAUGUCCGUCUGAUUUCUUGCAAAUAAGCCAGGUUUGUGCUUUAUAAAUUUUCAUGAUCUUUAAGGUUUUAUCUGAGAAUGAUGUGCCUUUUGAACCUUCAUUAAAAAAAUUCACCACCAAACAUUUUCCUUGGCUAAAUGCAAAUUUACAGCACACCCUGGAGUUUUGCUAAGAAGUGUCAAACUUGUAAAAAUAUUUGCUUUUACAAAGGAGAUUAUUGUUUUCUGAUAGUCAUUUAAGGUAUGAAUUUUAUUUUCCCACUCUGAAAUAUUUUAGCUUUACAAUUCCCACAUAUUCUGUUUUUUCCUUACACAUUGUACUCUGACUUAUUUUGUUUAUUACAUUUGCUUUUAUUCUUGUAUUUAAUCUAAUAUGAAACUGUGGAUAGGACCAGAGGAGAUUUUGUCCAGCUAUCAAAUGUUUAGAAAAGUAUAAGCAAAAAAUAUGGUGUUCUUUUAUUUUCCAACAACCAUAUCAUGUAAGCAAAUGGACAUCCAGAAAGAUUAACUGUGAUAUCAAAUUCCAAGACUACAAUUAAUUUACACAGACAGCACAAAGCAUCAGCAUUAUUAAAGCACCAUUCAUUUCACUCUGUUAUUGUAUUUAUUUAUUUUGUGAUUCAUGCCGCUUUUUCAUUUGGCAUGUCCUCUCAAGAUUGAUAUUCCUUUAAUAACUUGAUUUCUUUUCUAAAAAGAAAAAAACAUGUUUUUUCCAUGUUUUCUAUUGUGAUCAGUGUUGUACCCUUUGAAUUGACCUGACAGAACAAGUUAAAAGAAAAGAAAAAAAAAGAAAAAGAAAAAAAAAAGAAGGAAAAAAAAGAAUUGGCCUGACUUGCAUUCUUGCUGUACCUCACAUCCUAGCAUGCUGCCACACAAGUAAGCUGUGCUAUUCAAUGUGUAGAGACUAUUGUUUAUGUAAGCAACACCCUUCUGUGAUUUUUUAAUGUCAUUAGUAGAUGUAUUUGUUGCUAAUAUCUUUUAAACCUUCUGAGUUUUUGUAUAUCAUAAUAUAUUGUUCUGCAACACAUUGACUCAAGCUUAUUGCUGUUUUUCCUAAUUGUGAGACUUUUCAAAAAUGUUCUUACACUGUGCCAACAUAAGAAUUCAAGAAGUACUUACUGUAAUUCACUCUGCUUCAUUUUGUUUUUUUGUCUAAAUUGAAACAUUUGAUCAUUCGUGUCCUUGUGUGUAACCUUUUAUGACUGUCAUCUUAUGGUACUACAGUUCAAUGUUCCAUAUUAAAACUUGUUUAGUACAAGAAA